Messenger RNA from Notodromas monacha, 1158 nucleotides. Lineage: Eukaryota; Metazoa; Arthropoda; Ostracoda; Podocopida; Cyprididae. The record is from the annotation of a GenBank genome assembly.
AUGACCAAACUCGGUCAAAGUCUUGAUCCAAAUCCUGUUCAGGAGUCAGUUCAUAGAUCGGUGCCUUAUGGAUUGGUUUGUAGUAUGACCAAACUCGGUCAAAGUCUUGAUCCAAAUCCUGUUCAGAAGAGAGGCGGCGUAAAGAAACCACGCUCUGCUACCACUUUUGGUUUCUUCAGUGAAUUGCCGCUAUUAUGCAUUAGUGUGCUGAAUGAAAAGUCCGUAGCAGCGUUGCCACCGGGACCUAACGUCCUGCGAGUCGCAGGAGCAGCGAAAGGAAUCAAGUGCUCAUUACAGGAUUUUUUUCCAGGUUGUGAAGAUGUUGAUCCUGUGCAGCAACGGAAAGCUUCUGAGAAGAAGUCCGCAGAAAAUAAGAUUUUGCCACCAUUCCACCAACAGCGACGAAAAUGGAAUCGAGUCACGUUGGGUCACCACGCUUUUCCUCUGGUUCCCGCAGCAGAACUUCAUUCGAAGUUUGUCAGGUUUCGGAACGGGGGGGAUGAAAAGAGAGGUCAUGAUGUGGAGCACGUCGUCGGAACCACGACUGCGACCCUGUUCAUUUAUUCAUAUUUACACCUUUCAGUUCGCGCAAAGCAAGGAAGGCCACUAUCUAUAUACAGAACUGAACCAAUUACACUGCUCGGUCAUCCAGAAAAUGACAGACGCAUCAUGCAAUCAUUGUUUGCUCAUCAUGACCCCGGGAAGGCCAGUGAAAAGCCGUGGAAAAGUCGGGGGGGAUGGAGAUUCUGUUUCGCCAUCUUUAUCCGCAAAUCAUUCUUUGAGGAGGGAUACGUGGCUGAGAACAAGCUUGAGGAGCAAGCCAACGAAUUUUCUUCUUCCAACUUGUGGGAUUCGAUCGUGCAUUCGGAAGAUGGGCGUAUUUUCAAGUUCGUGUUCAUGUUCACACCCACUGUUAUAACGACAAAGAGACGAAUGGCCCUGUUCAGACAUCCUUGGUUCCAGAGUGGUAACGGUCGUGAUAGGUCAACAACAUUGAGUGCUACGGGAUUCAAGUCUUGCAAAGAAGUCGAUACUGGCUUCAUUCUGUGCAGUUCUGGUAGCAUUGGAGCCCCCUUCACAGCCGCCAAUGCGGCGGCUGUGAAGGCGGCUGUUGAUGUUGAUGCUGGGCUACAACAAAAUAAAUUGGAACAUGUCUGA